AAUCACCAACAACAUGGCUGCCGUCCACAACUGCGUCGGCGGAUCCGAGACCAGCUGCUUGCCUCCUCCUGGCGAGCUCGCUGUGAUGUUCGCUGAUCCCUCCAAGGCUGGACUUGGAUACACCGUUCCUCCUCCUGCUCACUGGUACAAGUCUCAGGUUGCCAUCUUGUAAGACUGAAAAUGUCAGUCGUCAAGUCUUGUAUUUGAGACGCUAUGUACUUCAUAUAAAUUUCGUUACAUG
This is a messenger RNA of Guillardia theta CCMP2712, 241 nucleotides long. RefSeq lists its product as hypothetical. The transcript is spliced from 2 exons. The record is from RefSeq and is a predicted model, not a curated record. NCBI's taxonomy places the organism in Eukaryota, Cryptophyceae, Pyrenomonadales, Geminigeraceae. Bases 14 to 172 code for a protein of 52 amino acids.